Molecule: messenger RNA, 2430 nt
Organism: Penaeus vannamei (Pacific white shrimp)
Lineage: Eukaryota; Metazoa; Arthropoda; Malacostraca; Decapoda; Penaeidae
Source: RefSeq, a predicted model, not a curated record
AUGAAUCAAGGUCAACGAGAUACGAUUCGGAAAGGUCAAGGGAAGGUCAAUAGAAGGUCACAGGAAUAUCAAGAGGUCACUUGUAGGCUAAGGCUAGGUCAAGAAAGGUCAAUAGGUCACGGGAAUAUUAAGGCAAGGUCAAGGGAAGGUCAAAAAUGUCAAGAGAAGGUCACAGGGUCAAAAAAUGUCAACAUCACAGGAAGGUCAAAAAAUGUCAAGAAAAGGUCACAGGAAGGUCAUGCAAUGGUCACGGGAGGGUCAAAGUCAACUCAAGGGAAGGUCCAAGGAAGUUUUAAAAAAGGUCAAGGGAAGGUCAUUCGGGACCAUAGGAUACGGACCCUCUAUCGCCUCAGCGUCGGCCUUCAUCACCUACGACCCUCACAUCCACACCAUCCACCAAAAACUCCCUCACAUCCACGCAUCACAUCGACCCCCUCCACACCUCACCGACCCCUCACCACACCUCACAGCGCCCUCACCACUCACACCCACAUCACCACAACCACAUCCCCACUCAACCACUACCGCAAACCCACAAUCAACCAUCCCACACUCCUCACGACCCCUCCGAAUUCCAGUGGCACAGGUACUCGCAGUCACCUAUCGAUGCUGACUAGUCUUCGUAUCAGGAUGGGCUACAGGCCGAGUGAGGCUUCCUCCUCUCCUUCCUAUCUUAUCCUCUUCUCCCUCUUCCCCUUGGCACCCCUAUCUGACCGCCCUCCUCGUCGACCUCCUCUGCCCCCAGUGUUGCUGAACCCCUUCAGUAUUCUCGGGAACCCCAGAUGUGACUACGGUGGCAAUGAAGGGGUUUGCUACGGUGAGGUGGAGUGUCUUGCUCUGGCCGGUCAGUAUGGCAACUUCUGCUCGGGUCUCACCGGAUUGUGCUGCCUGUUCCACCGCACGUGUGGCCAGAAGACGUCCCAAGAAGUGUCCUACUUCAAGAACGUCCAGUACCCGCUGGAGGACAGACCACCCGAGGCCUGCUCCUUCGAGGUCGUGACCCGAUCCAAUGACUACUGCGGACUCAAGGUGGAGAUGGAAGAGGCGGACUUCCCUCAGACUCACACCGGGGAGUGUGACGGAACCUUCUUCAGCGUGACAGGAAUUCAUGGCGACCAACUGCCUCCGAAGUGCGGCCGACUCACCGGGAGCUCGUACUCCUACAAGACCGAGAACCUGGAGAGGGUUUUCAUUCACGUCAACUCCUCUCGGAACCGCAACACUCUCUGGAAGAUGAAGGUGACGCAGGUUCUGUGCAAGGACUUUGUGGGAGAGGACUUCGGGAGCAGCGGAGGAGUAGGAGGAGGAGGAGGAUCUCUCGUCGUCACGCCCCCUGCUCCUGCGCCACAGCCCGCGGGAAGACGCCUCCCGGACUACUCGGUGAAGGGACCCCGCCGCCGCAAGAACCCCGACCGACGCCGCCCAUUGAGACGCCCCGGCAGCACAGACACCAAGACCGACCGCCGGGGCCAGGUGUCCGGGACAAGGCCCUCGAACAUCAUCGACAACAAUGACUGGGGCGUCCCGGUCCUCAACGACACGCUCUUUGCCCACUACGCGGGAGAACCGAGCGCCUUCUCGUACCGCAUCACCUUCGGCCAGGUCUCCGGGCUGAGGGAGUUCCCGUGGCAGGUCGCUAUGGAGGUCAACGGAAGGUUCCACUGUGGAGGAAGUGUCAUCGGAGAGUACUGGGUCCUGACGGCGGCUCACUGCGUCAAGAGCUACGAGAACACGCCCCAGGCCAUCAAGCUGUUCAUCGGAGACUGGGACUUGGGGACUGUGAACGAUGGCCCGAGUAUCACCGCCUCCGUCUCGAGGGUGAACGUGCACCCCUUGUACUCGAAGCCCGCCCUCCAGAACGACAUCGCCGUCCUCAGACUCAGUUCGAGGCUCAAUUAUAAUGAGAGGAUUCGGCCCAUCUGUUUGCCUACUUCAGAUAUGAACGUCCAGGACCAGCUGGCUACGGUGAGCGGGUGGGGCCGCGACGAGGACUUCCAGCUCCAGAAGCAGCUGCACCACCUGUCGGCCCGCGUCGUCGCCAACAGCAAGUGCGACGACAGCUGGAACCGCAACGGCGCCGCCAGAGGUCUCAUUGUGGACUCGAUGAUGUGCAUGGACGCCACCAACGGCGACUCGUGCAAUGGCGACAGCGGCGGCCCCAGCAUCGUGGUCCCCCAAGGCUCCGGCAAGUGGGUGCAGGUGGGCGUCGUGUCCUUCGGCUCCGGGACCUGCACCGAGGCGUCCCUGCCCGGCGUCUACACCCGCGUGGCCUACUACAGGGACUGGAUCCGUCAGCAGAUGAACUAAGGGCCUGACGACCAGACAGCCUGUGCCUCUCGCGGCGCCGACGCUGACGGAACUCUUCUAUUUAUUAUUCCUCUAGCUGUGUUGAUGUGCACGUAUGUGUAUAUAUAUGUAUAUAUAUAUGUA